AUGAAGACCUGGCUUAGCCGCGGCAAAGGCGUCCGCGUAGGCAUCACCAUUUGUUGCCUCAUAGCAUUUGUGUUGUUCGGCUAUGAUCAAGGGGUUUUUGGGGGCAUUCUUCAGAAUGAAGACUGGCUCAAUCAAUUCGACCGCCCCUCUGAUAGCAAAACCGGUAUCAUCGUUUCCUGCUACAACCUUGGCUGUUUGACGGGAUGUAUCAUCAACUUCUUCACCGCGGAUAAGCUUGGCCGGCGAAUGACCAUUUGGGUCGCAAUGGCUCUAGUUAUAGUUGGCGCGACCCUUCAAGCCACAGCCUACAAUGUCCCUCAUCUCGUCAUCGGACGAGUGGUGACCGGCUUUGGAACUGGCAUGAAGACCUCAACCGUGCCUAUGUACCAAUCUGAGCUUUGUGAGGCCAAAUAUCGUGGCCGUCUCAUCGCCUCAGAGUCCCUCUUUGUUGGCGUUGGCAUAGUAUUUGCCUACUGGUUCGAUUUCGGCCUGUCGUAUGCAGGUGGAGCAAUGGCCUGGCGCCUUCCUCUUGCCUUUCAAAUCGUUUUUGCGCUCCUCGUCGUCGUCCUUGUGUUUGCUCUCCCCGACUCCCCCCGUUGGCUCUUCCAACACGGCCGCCGCGACGACGCAAUUGCUGUUAUGUGUUAUGUCUAUGAUAAAGACGUCAAUGACGCUUGGAUUAUAGAGCAAACCAAGGCAAUUGAGGCUGCUAUCGAGCUUGAGGCGGAGGCGCAAGUCUCCCUGGUCGACUGUUUCAAGAACGACCGCGUCAAGACCGGCAGCAGAGUCAUGAUGGCCUGGGGAAUGCAAUUAAUGAAUCAAUUGGGUGGGAUUAACCUCGUAGUCUACUACGUACCCUCUGUUCUCGUCACAAACGUUGGAACAACUGCUCAUAUGGCUCAAAUCCUUGGUGGUUGUAUUCAGAUCAUGUUCAUGGUUGGGGCCAUUUUACCUGCACUUGCCCUGGACCGCAUGGGCCGCAGAAAAACGAUGAUGUGGGGCUCCUUCGGCUUAGGGUUCUGUAUGAUGAUGGUUGCCAUCCUUCUGUCCCAGGCUAAGAACGCUUCCAACGGCGAGAAGUGCGCCUCAGCCGCUGUUGCCUUCUUCUUCCUUUACCAGCUCUUCUUCGGCUUCUCCGUCAACUGCGUCCCCUGGGUCUACGUCCCCGAGAUCCUCCCACUCAAAGCUCGAGCUCGAGGCACAGCUGUCGGCAUCAGUUCUAAUUGGAUGUGGAACUUCGUUAUAGUAAUGAUAACGCCUAUCCUUAUAGAGAGGAUAGGCUGGAAGAGCUAUCUGAUCUUCGCUAUCACCAAUUAUUUGUUUGUUGUUGCGACCUGGUGGUUUUUCCCGGAGACCAGCAACUUGGACCUCGAAAUGGUGGACAACAUCUUUGCUUCCGGAGAAAACCCGGUUACAGUAGCAAAGAGAAUGCAGAAGGAACUCAAGGAAGGGCGCUUGCGUCCUAUGGGUGCCGAUUCUUCAGACAAUGAAAAGGUGGUGGAAGAUAUCAAGGCUUGA
This is a messenger RNA of Fusarium keratoplasticum, 1518 nucleotides long. Its product is annotated as MFS domain-containing protein. NCBI's taxonomy places the organism in Eukaryota, Fungi, Ascomycota, Sordariomycetes, Hypocreales, Nectriaceae. The record is from RefSeq and is a predicted model, not a curated record. Bases 1 to 1518 code for a protein of 505 amino acids. The transcript has 3 exons. Gene Ontology annotation, cellular component: membrane. Gene Ontology annotation, molecular function: carbohydrate:proton symporter activity. Gene Ontology annotation, biological process: carbohydrate transport; transmembrane transport.